UCGGCUCAAAAAAAGCAUAGGUGUUGGAUCCGCCAAAAUGAGAACUGUCGCUGCCUCCCUCGCAACCCUCGCCCUGGCGAUUCCCGCACUGGCUGCUACCAUCCAAGGUGGUCCUACCAGGAAGCCCUAUGUCUGCUCCGACGCCUUGCAGUACCAAAUCACCGAGCAGGACAUCCGCGCCGGUGCUCAGAAGCUUCAGGACAUUGCCGAUGCCAACAACGGCACUCGUGUCUUUGGCAGCACCGGUCACAACGCCACCGUCGACUUCCUCUACAACACCCUCAAGGACACCGGUUACUAUGACGUCUACAAGCAGCCCUUUGUCGAGACUUACUCGGCUGGUACCGGUUCCUUGAGUGUCAACGGCAAGGCCCUCGAUGUCCGGAUCAUGACCUAUACCCCUGCUGGAUCUGCCACUGGGCCUAUCGUCUAUGCCGGGGGCCUUGGCUGCUCGGCCGCCGAGUACCCUGCUGAGGCUUCCGGUAACAUCGUUCUCGUCUCCCGGGGUAACUGCACUUUCGGCCAGAAGGCCCUGAGCGCCAAGGAGGCUGGCGCCGUCGGCCUGGUCAUCUACAACAACGUUGCUGGCUCUCUUUCGGGCACCCUCGGCGAGGCCUUCAAGGACUAUGCGCCCGUUGUUGGUCUCAGCAAGGAGGAUGGCGAGGCUCUCAUUGCUUCCAUCAAGGGUGGUGAGGAGAUCAAGGCCGAGUUCAAGGUAGACGCUGUCACCGAGCACCGUGUCAGCUUCAACGUCAUUGCCGAGACAAAGGGCGGUGACCACAACAACGUCCUCGUUGUUGGUGGCCAUUCUGACUCCGUUGCCGCAGGCCCAGGUAUCAACGAUGACGGUUCCGGUAUUAUUGGUAUCUUGACCGUCGCGAAGGCCCUUGCCAAAUUCCAGGUCAAGAACGCCGUCCGCUUUGGCUUCUGGUCUGCUGAGGAGUUUGGCCUGCUCGGCUCCGAAUACUAUGUCAAAUCUCUCAACGGUUCCAAGACUGAGCUCGCCAAGAUCCGUGCUUACCUCAACUUCGAUAUGAUUGCCAGCCCCAACUACAUCUACGGCAUCUAUGACGGUGACGGCAGCGCCUUCAACCUGACCGGUCCCCAGGGCUCCGACGUCAUCGAGAAGGACUUUGAGCAGUUCUUCUCCAAGAACAAGGUCGCCUCUGUUCCCUCCGAGUUCAACGGUCGCUCCGACUAUGCCGCCUUCAUCGAGAACGGCAUUCCCUCGGGUGGCAUCUUCACCGGUGCCGAGGGCAUCAAGACCGAGGCGGAAGCUGCGGCCGUUGGUGGCACAGCUGGCAUCGCGUACGAUGUCAACUACCACCAGGCCGGCGACACCAUUGACAACAUUGCAUGGGAUGCCUUCCUUCUCAACACAAAGGCCAUCGCCAACAGCGUGGCCAAGUAUGCCCGCUCGUUCAAGUCGCUUCCCGCCAUCAACCUUAUGCAGCGCCGCUGGGAUGGUGAUGUUGCCCAGACCCUUAAGCGCAACAAGAAGCGCGCAAACGGGGCCCAUGUCCACUCCCACUCUGGACCUUGCGGCGGUGGGGAGGAGAUCUAGAUACCCUCGUGGUCGAGGUUUCGGUGUGGGGUUGUUGGCGAUAAUGGUCAUGACGAUGAUAAUGAUUUGCAUGUUGGAAUGUAUAACGACACAUAAUGAGAUAUAAUAUCCUUGAUGGACAUGGCUUAAUACAGUGAAAUGAUC
This is a messenger RNA of Neurospora tetrasperma FGSC 2508, 1708 nucleotides long. RefSeq lists its product as uncharacterized. The transcript has 2 exons. Gene Ontology annotation, molecular function: metalloexopeptidase activity; aminopeptidase activity. Lineage: Eukaryota; Fungi; Ascomycota; Sordariomycetes; Sordariales; Sordariaceae. Bases 38 to 1564 code for a protein of 508 amino acids. Gene Ontology annotation, biological process: proteolysis. The record is from RefSeq and is a predicted model, not a curated record.